CAGAUUCUUAACUCUGCAACAGUUAGACCCCCCUACAGUCAGCAGAAGAGGUCAUCCUUAUCAAGAGCAUCUCAAUUGUACUGCCAUAGUUUUCAAUACAAACAGUCUCCUUUAUCUUAUGGCAGAGGGCCGGCGGUGUCAGGUCCAUCGGAGCCACUUUCACCUUUUAUCAUGCCAUUACACUUUCUACUGACCAUCCUCCAAACAUGGCAUCACUGUUUUGUUUACACCUUAUCUCUGCAUCUCAGAGGGCACCUGAAACAAGCCCAACCCCAAGGGGCGGUAACGACACCUCCUAGAGGACUGCACCAAUACAUAUAAAAACGGUCUCUUUCACCAUUCGGAACAUCAACAGCGCAACCUAAAGAACCCUCUAACUAACUAACUAAGGAGUGCAGGAUGACAUCUGUAUCAACCAUGACGAGUAGCCUGGACAUCGCCCAAGCAACAGAAGCUCUAGAGCGAGACACGCAGCCGUGGGACCUCACAGACUCACCACCCCCAUCGCUGUUAAUCCAGACCCCGCCAUCUCCACCCCCCUCUCCACAGCUGCUGCUGCAGGAUCCUACAGGAUCGGGGCUGUUUGAGGAAACCAUUAUUGACAUCAAGCUUGCAACCCACCAUCUGCUGAUGUUGGCGCUAAACGAGUUUCUACAGGAUACAUGCUACGGAUGUCAAAUAUCUCACCCCAGUCAGGUGCAACACAGCUGCUUGCUCGAAUUGCCCGAGUAUUUCUUUGACAUCUACUAUGACGAUGUGAUGAUAAGGCUCAAGACAGACCGAUUCAUCCCCGCCAUACGCCUGUUUGUGCGCUCGUACACAGUCGAUGGGACUGGAACACAAUUCAGCAGAAUUGCAGAACACACUAUGACUGAACUGAGAUCAUCACAACACAUAGUAUGCGCAAUUAACGACAACAUUGUGCAGUUGCUAGAAGCAAGUCGUUAUGACCGACGUGCUAAACCAGCCAUGCUUCGCAUGAUUGGUAACUACUGGGCUGGGAGACACCUGGUUUAAUGUAUGCUGUUCAGUAUUCAUUGUCUGUGUGAAUGAAAUAAAAAGACGUGUUAACACCGA
Molecule: messenger RNA, 1077 nt
Organism: Oreochromis niloticus (Nile tilapia)
Lineage: Eukaryota; Metazoa; Chordata; Actinopteri; Cichliformes; Cichlidae
Exons: 2
Coding region: 400-1017 (205 amino acids)
Source: RefSeq, a predicted model, not a curated record